Molecule: messenger RNA, 1551 nt
Organism: Carica papaya (papaya)
Lineage: Eukaryota; Viridiplantae; Streptophyta; Magnoliopsida; Brassicales; Caricaceae
Product: Clathrin light chain protein
Biological process (GO): clathrin-dependent endocytosis; intracellular protein transport
Cellular component (GO): plasma membrane; clathrin coat of coated pit; clathrin coat of trans-Golgi network vesicle
Molecular function (GO): structural molecule activity; clathrin heavy chain binding
Source: RefSeq, a predicted model, not a curated record
ACUCAAAGCCAUCCUCAGCUAACGUUACAGAGAGAGAGAGAGAGAGAGCUGCUCAACAAUGGCGCCAUUCGACGAUGGAGAGGACCCGACGCAAGUCGAGACACAGGUCCAGUUUCCGUCACCCAUAGAUCAACCUUUCGACGAUGAUGGUUACAUGGGAUUGGGCUAUGACGACUUCUCCUCCUCCGGCGACCAACCGGCUCAUCAUCCUCCUCCGCCUGUUGCUCAUGUCACCACUGAUGAUCUCCCCCUAGACCCCAUCUCGGGUGACCCGGCUGUAUACGGUGUUACUAGCCCCGAUGUCUAUGGUUUCGGGAUUCCCGCCUCGAACAUCCCCGAUGACUACGCGUCGCCUUUCGAAAUGUCCGUUACCGAUGCCAAUGGCGACGGCCAGGCGCACGAUAGCGACGCUACUGAUGGCAUUUUCACCUCUGACGGACCUCUUCUCCCUGAUCCCUCCCAGAUGCAGGAGGAAGGAUUCGCGCGUCGCGAGUGGCGCCGUCAAAAUGCCCUCUACCUUGAAGAAAAGGAGAAUAGAGAGAAGGAGAUGCGUAACCAGAUUAUUGAUGAAGCUGAGGAGUAUAAAAGAGCUUUCUACGUGAAAAGGAAUCUCAACAUUGAAUCUAACAAGGCUAACAACAGAGAAAGAGAGAAGCUGUACUUGGCUAACCGGGAGAAGUUCCACAAAGAAGCUGACCAACAUUACUGGAAAGCAAUUGCAGAGUUCAUUCCUUAUGAGGUCCCUAACAUUGAGAAAAAGAGAGGCAAAAGGGAUCCUGACAAGAAGCCUUCGGUUAUUGUAAUUCAGGGUCCAAAGCCUGGGAAACCUACUGACCUAUCCAGGAUGAGGCAAAUUUUCACAAGCCUGAAGCAUAAACCUCCUCCCCAUAUGAUGCCUCCCCCUCCUACACCUGCAAGAUGGAAAGAUGCCAAAGAUUCGAAGGAUGCCAAGAACGAGAAAGAUGAUAAGAACAAGAAGGAUAUCAAAAAUGAGAAAAGUUCAACACCAAAUGGGGCUGUAGAUCAACCUGCUGAACCUGCUGAAGUUAAGCCUGCUGCACCACUUGCUGAAGAUGCAUCUGCUAAUGAUGCUACUCCUGAUCAAUUAAAACCACAGAUUCCUGCUUCCGCUACUGCUGAGAAAGAUGUGGCUGAAGGAGAUAAGAUUGCAGAAGAAGGGGAGAAAGCCGCUGAAUCUGCGCCUGCAGCCCCUGCUGAGUAAUGAUGAUUUCUCAUAUUUUCCCUAUUGAUUUCUUUUGUUUAUUUUGAUAUUCUCUGUUUAAUCAUGAUCCACGGAGAAUAAAAACGGCUACCUGUAGAUUAUUUAGUCUGCAGAAUGGCUGUAAACAAAAUGCCUUCUCAACUUGCUCUAGGAUUUUCUAGGAAAUUAGGCAGUAUAUUAUGAAGCUCCCUUGUUGCUUCCACAUAUUCCUUUAUUCAUUAUCUAGGUAUUCGGCACUUGAUUAAAUUUCGUUUGUAAAUUUGACCUGAAGAAAAGAAAUUCACGAUGAAUGUAGAUCGAACUUGCAACCUUUAAAUUUCCAGUUUAAU